Drosophila rhopaloa is the source of this 11564-nucleotide messenger RNA. It is a transcript of the gene Su(var)2-HP2, whose product is annotated as titin. The coding region runs from base 258 to 11279 and encodes 3673 amino acids. Lineage: Eukaryota; Metazoa; Arthropoda; Insecta; Diptera; Drosophilidae. The transcript is spliced from 9 exons. The record is from RefSeq and is a predicted model, not a curated record.
CUCGACACACGCUUUGGCAUUUUCGCACUUCGGCACUACGUUCACGUUAAUUGCAGCGGCAUCAUUUUUGCUUGAUUUCGAAGGGUUUUUUUUUGUGGUGAAAAAAGAGACAUAAGUGCUUGGCUUGGUGCUUCUUAUGGGUAUAUAUCCGGUACCCCCAAGACUCCGAUAAGUUUAUCAUAGUUCGCGGAGUCCCUUUGAUGAAACGGGGUGCAGCCGAGAAAUCGCAAAUUGUCCGACGCACAUGAAAGUGUAACAUGGAGGACAUCGAAUAUCUAGACGAGUACAAAGACUUGGUGCUGCCAGGGAUCAAAACCAGUGCUCCGCCAGCUUCCUCGGCCGGCGUCUCCCGUCCGCGUCGCAUUUCGUCAGACUCGAGCAACUCGUCGUCGAUCGAUGCGGACAUCUUCCAAAAGCUCUUUCACGGCAAGUACAAUGACGACGACGACCUGCUUGACGAGACUUCCGGCUCUAAGUCCAAGGACCGGCGUCGCCGCUCCCCAUCCCCAUACUCCUCCAGUGACGUUUCCAACGAUGCCCUUGAAACCCUGUUCUGCCGGAAUAUUUUCAAGUCGAAGCCAAACAAGCGGCGCGAACGCUACGAGUCCUUCGAUUCGGUGGACGAUUUGGGUGCGGCCCUGAUGCGUCCCUCGCAGAGGUUGACUGUACCCAAGCCUAGUACUUCCCAGGCAGGUGCCAGAAAAUCACUCGGUGAAGCCCCACACAGGAGCGGCAGCAACAGCAGCAGUGGCAACUUUGGCAAGUCAACCAGCAACAAACCACUGCCUGCUUCCCCAAGUAAAACUGCUGCUAACCCUAGUCUAAGUGCUAAGAACAAGAAUCCCAGCUCUUUAGUCUCAAAGCCAUCGGACUCCAUAAAUGGGAGUGGCCUGUCAUCCGCCAAAAACAAGACAGUGACCAUAAUAAAGGCCCAAAAGACAAAUCUAACGCCUUCGCAGCACGAACCCAAAACAGAUCCUUUGAGUAAGAACUGCACGUUGGGGGACUACGAUGGGGAUUCAGAAAGCGACUCAUCGUACGAGUACGAAUCGGACUUCUACGGCGAUCGCGACUCAGAGGACGAGGACGCCGAACCGGUCAUCGACAUUUCAACGGACACGAGCAGGACCACAUCGGUGGCGGACACCGUGACACCUGUUGUUUCCGACGACGAGAGCCAGGAGCCGCAGAGUAAACAGAAUGACCAUCCUGAGAAUGAUCAGGAGUCGGUACUGAGCGGUGUCUUUGAGCGCCUGCAGUCGUACUUGAAUAAUCUCAGUUGCGCCGAGGCGCCUCCAAUUUAUAAGAAACAGAGUAGUGCUAGGAAAUCCCGCUCCAAUGAAAAGAAACCUUCCUCCGAACAGGUUAAGCAUGCUAAUGAGCGAUCAGCGGCCAGUGACAAAGAAAAAGCGGAGGAAAAGGAGCAGGAGGAAUAUCUGGGGCCACUGGAGGCCAGCAGCAGUGCCAAAUCCUCGGCCAGCAAGGCCAGCAGCAGUGCCAAAUCCUCGGCCAGCAAGAACAGCGACAGUCGGAAGCUGAGUGCCGUGGAUAAGACCGUCACGCUCGAGGCGGUGGAGCGCAUGAGCCUUGACCUGGCCGAACAGAUCUUAGAGAUCGAUGUGGAGCGUUCUAACGAGUUCGAAAAGCGCUCCGGCUCCAAAACGCGCAGCAGAUCUAGAUCUAAGAACCCAGCGGAUCCCAGCACGUCCUCUAGCCUAAGCAAGAGCCAUGUGCGCAAGCUUACCUACUCGAGCGAACGGUUGGAAACCUGUGAGCCCUCAGGGUCCAAGCUGCGGCGGUCAAAGAGCGAAUCUUUUCCAAAACGAGGACGCUCCCGAGGGCAAAAGAAUCGUAAAAGUCGAGCUGCAACCACUGAGGAAAAGAUGGCUAAUGUGUCGGAAGGGGAGCGAGACACGGUCAAAAGAAAACGCGGAAGGCCCCGCAAAUAUUUUCCAAAUGAGACGCCAAAAGCUGAGUCUAGUAAAAAUUCAAGCGAAAACUUGGAUAAGGAUUCUCUUUUAUCAAAAACUAGCGAACAGAAAGCGGAAAAGGAGACGGUUAAUCUGGAAGAGCAUGAUGAACUAAAUACAGAAUUAGAUACAGCCAAAGAGUUAUCAGGAGGUGAUAACACUACCCAGAAUGAUAUUAGCAUGACUUCAUGUCCGCACAAAUCGGAUCUCAAAAGUGCUCCGGACAGGGAUGUGCAGCUGGAUAAAGAGUCUGAGCAAAAUCCCGAAAAAGAAGCGCUUGGUUUACUGGACACAUCAACGGAUACCUUUGAUACGGCAGAGGAUCACAACGAAAUGAUCGAAGAUAAGGAUUUAAUUUUAGGAGAAGAGGAAACUCAAAAGGAUUCUACCGUUGAAGCUACUAGGCAACCCAAUCACGAUGUAAUAAAGGAAUUGGAUAAAAUACAAAAUGCAAUUGAAGCUACUGUUGAAAUCGAAAUACCGACUGUGCUCACCCAUGCAAAUGAGGUUACUGGAAUCAUUAUUGAAGAAAGCGAUUCCCAGUUGGCUGAGGAUAUUAAGUUGGCUGAAGAGAUUUUGGCGGCUGAAGUGGGCAAAAGAAUUGAAGUAACUGAGGUAUCAGAGGCAGUAGAAGGUGGACAAAAUCCUGUAACUGAAAUUGUCAAGGAGCUAGAGCAGGAAACUAUUUCAGAAGUCGUAGGAAUUGCUGAAGAAGACAGUCAACCCAAAGAAAUAGAUCCAGUUGAAAAACUUCCUUUAGACAUUAAAGAAUGUCCAGUUCAAAAACAGACUCCAGUUAAAGAACCACCUUCUUCUGAAGAACAGUUUUCUACGGAAAAACCGCUUUCUACUGAAGAACCACCCUCUACUGAAGAACCACCCUCUAAUGAAGAACCACCCUCUACUGAGGAACCGCCUACUACUGAAGAACCACCCUCUACUCAAGGACCACCUUCAACUGAAGAACCACCCUCUACUAAAGAACCACCUUCUACUGAAGAUGAGCAACCUGCUGAAGUCGAGCCACCUACUGAAGAGCAGUCUCUUGCUAAAGACCUGUCUCCUGCUAAAGAGCAGAUAUCCAUUCAAGAGCCAAAACCUGCUGCAAAAGAAACAGGUCAAGAACCUGAAAAAGAUUCCUUGCCUUGUUCCGAAGUUCCUCUUAGCCAAGUAACAACUACCAAGAAACGAAAUAAUUCUUCGCCAGCUAAUACGCCCAAGAAAUCGAGGGAGCUGGAAUUUAAGGAAAGUUCGAUUUCCAGAAGGGCUCUCAGGUCCGAUAAAACAACUCCUAUUAACCAACGGGAAAGUCGCUCCAAGCGGCCGCUGAAGACCGAACUCACUCAACUUAUGGAUGAGACAUCGAGGCGAAGUAGUCCAAGAUUGGGCAGAUCUCCAGCGGAAAGUCACUCUUCCCAAGAACGCUCGCCGGUGGAAAAGAAAGUUAUAACUUCCAAGUUGGUCAAGGAAAAGUUAACCACUGAAAAUGUCAAUGCGUUAGAAGACAAAUCGUUUCCAUCUGAUACUGAAACUAAGGAUGUAAAUCAAGCUACAAAAUCUGAAGGUGCUCCAGUUGAAGAUGCUUCCGAAGUGGCAAAAAUGCCUAGCUCCACGGAUACUGAAAUGGAAAAGUCGAUGGGAGAGCCAUCAAAGUCGAAAAAAUCCAGAAGGACUCGUGGAUCAGGAAGGAAUAAAUAUACUGCAGAUUUAAACGAAGAGCUUCGUUCUACUUCAAAGUGUGCUGAAGAAUAUUCGACCUCAAGCGAGACAGAGCAGAAAGACGAAAAGGAGGAAAACCAACCACCUUCAGACCGACCAGUAAAUGUUUCCAAAAUGGCAGAACAGCCAAGCUCUAGUGAGGCUGAAAUGGAAAAGGUGAUGGGUAAGCCAUCAAAAUCGAAACAAUCCUUAAGGAGUCGUGGAGCAGGAAGGAAUAAAUAUACUGCAGAUUUAAACGAAGAGCUUCGUUCUACUUCAAAGUGUGCUGAAGAAUUUUCAACCUCAAGCGAGUCGGAGCAGAAAGACGAAAAGGGGGAAAACCUUCACACUUCAGACCCACCUGUAAAUGAUAGCAAAUCCCUUUUAGAAAACUCCGAAUUGGAAGAGAUUGAUACAGAACAUGUUGAGAAAAACUCGUUCAGUCCCAGGAAACUCCGUAGACCGUUAAAGGAAAAAGAAAAAGUUCAAGGCAAAACCGCCACCGACCAUAAAGGCGCUGAAACUGAAGAGAAUCCUUCCACAACAAGCAGUACGGAAACUGAUGUAAAGUCAGAAAUUCCGCAAUCUGUUUCUGUCAACAAUAAAGAGGAGCGAAACUCUGGCAGAUUGAGUCGCAGAGACAAGGCGACUAUUGAUGCGGCCAAGUCCCAAAAGCACGAAUCGCCUUCUGCCAAAUCUCAUUCUUCUAGUGAAAAAGUACUUUCGAAGGAAAGGCCUUCCAAAAAGGAUCAGACCAAAGAAAAGUCAUUGAAGGCAUUAGAGCCAGAUGCCAACAAAACCGUCAUGGAAAGAAAGCGAAAAUCGACAAAAGAGGAAAAGGAAACAGAAAAAAAAGAAGAAACAGAAAAAAAGGAAGAACCUGAAAACAAAGAAGAAGAAUCUGACAGUGACAGCCAACCAAAUGUCAAUUCCAAUGAAAAAGAACCAGAUCCUGAGCAAAAUUUGACUGAAGGCGAAUCAAUUAACAACAUACAAAAGCAAGAGACUAAAUUGGAUAUAAUGGAAGCCGUUUCGAGCAGCACCACUGACCAUACAGAAACUAAAAUUGAGGAGAAUCCUUUCUCGACAAGCAGCAUCCUAACUGAUGUUAAGUCAGUAACUUCGCAAAGUGAUUCUGUUAACAACAAAGAGGAGCGAAGCUCUGGCAGACCGAUUCGCAGAGACAAGGCGACUAAAACUCAAAAGCACGAUUCGUCUUCUACCAAAUCAGGAAUUAAAUUGGAUAAAAUGGAAGACUUUAUUUCCAGUCCGAACUCAGAACCAAUUUCAAAAGACUUGACACAAGAUUCAGCCAAGAAGGAUGAAAAGAAAUACAAUGAGCAGAUUUCUGAAUCUGAUAAAGAACUGGGUUUAGAUUUAAAUACGGAAGCAGAUAAACUAACAUCUUCUGCUGAAAAGGACUCUGACACAAUUUCGAAAGACUCGGCAAAGGAUAUUUCUAAGGCCAAGGUUUCAAAACAAAUAUCCAAGAGCAGGGGUAAAAAAGAUAAUAAGAAACCCAAGGAGAACAUUUCUAAUGAUAAUCAAGAGGCAAAAACAGUUCAACCUACUUCUUCAACAGAAAAGGACUCGAUAGAGUUGGAAGAUAAGCCCAAAGUCUCUGGAAUAGAAAGCGGAAGAAUCAGAAAACGUAGACAAGCUGUUACCGUUGAGGAUCCAGAAGACGAUAACGCCAUUCUAAAUACUGAACUAGACAAAAAAGAUACCCCUGCCGGUUUAAUUUCUAGUGAGCGGGAACCCUCACCAUUAGUUUUUGAAACCGAACACCGUUCUCCUAAAACAAAAAUACCAACGAAAACGUACCUACUGAGUACAAGAAACCAAGUACCCUCCAUGUCCACUUUUGACACUUUAAAAAAUGUUCAAAAACUAAGCGAAUCAAAAAUCACAUUAUCAAACAUAACACCACCAGAACUAGCUACCGAACCAAAUUCAGAAAUUUCGGAGACUAUUUCUACGAUUACAUCUACAUCUGAAGAUUUUCCAACAAUCUCUACAGCAAACAGUGAUCAAACCAAAAAGAUAACUCCAGCUAAAGGAUCUUCCAAAUCCAAACGUAACGUCCCAAAGGAAACUGCGAAGUCGGAAAACAACUCGGAGAAAAGUCCCAAAGCCGUUGCCGAAUCCUUGACCUCUACAAACCAAAGAGAACUAAAUACUCCCUCAGUCUCCUGCCGCAAGCUUCGCGUUUUGAUAAAGAGAACUCCCACUUCCAAUUGGCCUAAAAGCACACAGAAAUCUUCCGUCUUGAAAAAAUCUCCAAUUAAAAUAAAGCGUUUUAGGAAAAUUCUUGAAAGAAUAGAAAAAACUCCAUCUCCAGAGAAAUGUGAUAUUGAUCCGGCCAUUUCUUCUGUUAACAAUAAUCCUGAGACUAAUCCUGUUCCAGAUUCGGUUCCCGUUACUGUUUCUGAGUCGGAUAAUGUUCCUGAACCUCAGCAAAUCCUAAAUAAAGAAGUUCCUAAGAAAUCUGCUAACGACACUGAGAAUGAACCAAAGGGUAUACUAACAGAUCCGAAAAAAGUAUCUGAAGACAAAGAAAUUUCUGCCGACGGUGAUAAAGCUAUCACUAAGUUUUCUUCUGAGGACGUCUUAGCAAAAGAGACAGCAGAUGUGCUUCCUAACAAUGAAACACUGGAGUCCAAUUCAUUAACUCAUGCGCCUUUAGAGAAUAGUACAUUAAAAGAGGCAAAUACAAAAGACGAAACGCCAAAAGAGCAUAGCCCGAAAGAGGAAAAACUAGAAAAAGAAACACCAAGAGAAGGAACAUCAGGAGAUCAAAAGCCAGAUAAGGAAACCUUAAUCGAGGAAUCAGCUCCCUCGGCGGAAUUAGUUUCCUCAGCGGAAUCAGCCCCGUCAGCGGAAUUAGCUCUCUUAGCGGAAUCAGCUUCCUCAGCGGAUUCAGCUUCCUCAGAUGAAUUAGCUCCCUCGGCGGAAUCAGCUCCUUCUGUGGAUUCAGCUCCUUCAGCCGAAUCCUUAAAGGAGGAUUCUGAAAAUGACCUGGAAAAGAAGAUAACUAAUGUAGAAUCGGUUGACCCUCAAGAGCCCGCUCAAAGCCCAAUACCAGACUCAACGGAAACAACUAGUGUCACGGACGAAGCCGAAGCCAGUACGUCAAGCAUGGUGAAGCGCACCUUGCGCAAGCGGGAAGCGGAUUCCUCACAACCAGAUGAAGCGGCCAAACGAAAGCAACUGCAGCAAAGGGAGAAGUCGGCCACGGAGAGGCAGGACCAUGCUAAACCAGUUCGCCGUCGUCACCUACUGGAUGAAGAAGAGCCUCCUACUCUUAAACGUUCCAAAAUUGAAUCGGAGGCGAAAUCCAAUGUGAAAGGCAAAUUCAUCUCUAUUAUAGGUAAUGAAACCAUCAUGUCGUCAACGACAGCACCUAUAAAAGAAACCAGAAGCGAAACAUCACCAGCUGUUACAAAGUCGGCAGUGAAGACACCAAAACAAGAAUUGGUCACGAAACAUAUCAUAGUAGCAACACCUGCCAGGAAGCAGUUGAACCCAGAAAGUCCAAGUCCGGCGACCAAGAAGCCUAUGGUGCAGACACUACUGAGUUCUACUCUCAGUCUGCAGAAACCAUCAUCGGGAGACGAUGUAUCUUCUACUUCCACUAGAAAAACACAAAACAAGUCGGAAACAGAAAAGAACAGAGCGAGCGAUCAGCCGAUCCUAGGGAGCUCUAUUGUGGUCACUAGGAAAUCCUUGCCAGCCACUAAGAAAAAUGAAUCUCUCAAGGAGGAGGGCUCGUCGGCUGCUCCACGAAAAGUUAACAUAUCUGUUUCCGUGGUGCCUUCCAAGGAAGCAGCUGCAGAAGCAUCGAAAUCACCUGCCGCCACUCCUGAAACUUCACCCAUUUUGCCUCGAAAGGCACAGCUGGAGACGAAGAAGAUGGCCAGAAAAUCUGAGGUCAUUAAGAAAGUGGAGGCCAAUAAGAAGGAUGAUGUCACUAAGAAAGUGGAGGCGAAUAAGAAAGUUGAAGUCUUUCAAAAGGAUGACGUCAUUAAAAAAGCCGAGGCCAGUAAGAAAGUGGUUAGUGAGAAGGAUGAGGUCAUUAAGAAAGUUGAGGCCAAUAAAAAAGCAGAGGCCAAGAAAAAGGCCGUAUUAAAUGAUUCCCUAGAUUUGGAGAGAGCUACUGAACCAUCAAAGAAAUCUGUUACUUCAGUUGUAAGAGGCCGAAAACAAAAUUCACAGUCGGAGGCUCCAAAGAAACCCGAAAGCAGGAAGUCACAGGGAUUGCACACAGAAUCUAAUCCUCGUAAAGCUGCGCCUCAAGCUAACCGAUCCAAAAAAUUUCAAGCCUUAAAAUCUGAAGUAGCUGCGUUAGAUUUGAAUGACCCGAAACCACUUCCGCAAACAGAUGUCACACAACAAACUGGAAUGCAAAUAUCGACAGAUGCUUCUAAAGCUGUUGUGGUCGGAGAAAUUGCCAGGGAUGUCAAAGCCGAGGAAAUCGGGGCAACCGAUAGGGGCCGCGGAGCAGCCAAAAGAGCCAAACAGGAGCAGCGAAAGUCGAGGGGCAAGCCUGGACUUUCCGAAACUACAUCUGACUCAAGGGAUUCCUCCCGCGACGACAGUGCUCGUAAGUCCCGCACGGAUAAACAAGAUCAAAAUGUGUCAGUGACCCACCGCCAGUUUGCACUCGGCAAAUCGGUUCACAUGACUCGAGCUACCAGCAGCAAUAGAUCAUUGGCUGCUACGCCAGCUCCCAUGUCCGGAAGGCAGAGGAAUGCUUCCAAGGACCGCUUUUCACCCUUUUCAGAGCAAAAACAAGAGCCUAAGGAAUCCCAGUCCUUGCGUGGCAGACAAAUUAGGCGCGUGCCAGUCGCACCAAAAAGAAAGGCAGUGGAAGUUGAAGAGGCAAUAGAAGGAGUUAAUCCGAAGCGACCAAGAGAGCUGCAGGGAGAGGAUAUGCAACAUCAAGAAGAUCCUGGCCAAGAGAUCCUGCCCGUGGCUUUCCCAGUUAAAAUAACAGCUGCCAGUUUGGCUUCUUCAGAAGAGCCUCUCGCAGUUCCUUCUACAGUUGAAGACGCUCCCCCGAAAGCUAAGCUACGCAAACUUUGCGUUAAAAUCAAUCGACGAAUCUUCAACAAUUGGCUAUCGAAGACACGAGAGAAGAACCAAGAGAAACAAGACGCCCCUCAAAAAUUACCGUCACCUCCUCCACUACCGGAAGCAUCAUCGGAAACGGAUUCUGCGGCGGAGUCAAUGUCAGAAUCAAUGUUGCCUCCUCAGACAGAGCCGGCGGCUGUGUUUAAGGCAGUGCCUGAAUCCCAGCCUGAACCUAAUCCUCCAACUACAGCCCCUGAAUUGCCAGUAAGAAAAAGCUCAACUCUGCUCGCUCCCAAAUCAGCUCAUGUUCCAUCGGCAGCUCCUGCUCUCCUUUCCGAUUCUGCAGAAGUCCUGCCGGUAGUUCCAGUACCAGUCAAGGCAAUCACGAAGACAGCUAUAUAUCCACUGACUGAACAACAUCUUUCCGACAAGGCACCGUUGCUGGACAGUGCGCAGAAGUUGGAAAACCAGCGAAGAGUGCAGAUGUUUCACGCCAAGUCAAUGCCACUUCCAGUGCCAAUUCCAGAGGUGAAGUCAGAGCCAGAAGAUGCUCCCCCGGAGAUUGUGGAAGAAGAUCCCUUUUCGGUAUUGCCUACGGUUGCUGCAGCGGAAGAAGCACCUCAACCACUGCCGGUAAUUGAAACCAUUGGUCCUCCAGCUAUUCAAAGCAACAACUUGGCAACGGUUUCCUCUGGCGCGAGUGUUUCCCAUUCGAUUCCCUCGGCCAGUGCCCCUAGCAAUAAUCCCAAUGGCAUUGGCCAAACCAAGAUGUUCUCCUUCCUAUACCCGAAGCGCUAUAAGCGAUCCUAUGACGACGUGGGCCUGGACUUCUGCUGCCCAAAUCUGGACGGACCGAUGCGAGCCAUUGAUUUUACGCGUUUGCAUUCGACGGCUGAGGUACCGGUGUUGGAAGUGCCACAGUUCCUGGUCAUCACCACCAAGUUUAUCUCCAAGGCGGACAAGAAUAUUCCAAGCAAGGUGCGAGCUAAGCUGGAAUUGCUGGGCAGAAAUAAGGUACAAGAUUCCAGAGAGCCAGUUGCUUCGGUUUCCAAUCUGGCUUCUGGAGAAGAUGUUCCCGCCAACGCUCUGGAUGGUUCAGUUACUCCAGCGCCUACUUCGAUAAUACAAAGUUUUCCUCCUGCUCCUCCUGGCGACUUGAGCCUACCUUCUCCUGCUGUCCCACCGAUUCCAGCUCCCUCUAGUAUUCCAAUUGCUCUAUCCAACCCCACUCCUGCAGAGGUUUCAUCUCCAGCUAUCUUGGAUUCCCUAACCAAACAGUUGCCCCGUGGCACUACGCUGACCAAGAAGGUUCUGCAUCCAGGGGCAACCCUCCCGCCAACAGCCAGCACUUCAAUGCUGGCCACCCUGCCGCCGUCGCUCAUCCAGUUGCCACCGAUCUGUCCCACGGACAAGCAGCGCGUGGAGUUGCAGACGCGAGUGCAGGUGUUUGAUAUGGUGCUCCAGGCACUUAGCCGGCGAGUUUCCAACUUGACACUGGCUGAGAGACAGCGCACCAUCGAGGAGAUCGUCAGGACCAGCUCGGUGAUGGCCAUCGACGUGGAUGUGGGUACCAAGCUAUUGGAGAACUACGUGCGUUACUUGAACAAGGCCACCAACACGAUAACGCCUUUGCCGCCGGUCCGGUUCAACUCGGUUAUCACGCCGAUGACUUCCGUCGGUGCUGCAGUAGAAAAUCCUUCGAGUUCAGUGGCAGCUAGCAGUUCGCCACUUUCCAAAAACGUCGUUAGCUCCACCAUGGCCUCCGUUACGCCAACGCAGGCCACCAAGAAGACAACGCAGCAUGCUCAGCAGCGCAGUUCGCUCCCCGCCAGCGUUCCCCUUUUCGAUGCCGAGAAAAACAUCAUUGGCUUUCAGUGUCCCAACCCGAAAGCGAAAACCGCAACACCGACUUCAGGUCGAAAUGCCCUUCCCGCUGCUACCAGCACUCCACUGGGACCCUCAACAUCCUCAGCAGCAGCGGCAGCUAAUUUGGCGCCACGAAACGUCUCGAUGGGAGCCAAGAAAAAAACAGGAGAAGACCCAAGCCAGAUUGUGAACUUGAAGACAACUGUUUCAAUGACCAUACCGUCACCAAAAGUAGUCGCCAAAAAGAGGGCCGUUCCUGGCACUAUGUUGUCGAUUAAUCCGCCAACACCUGUGCAAAAACCGGUGCUAUGCAAGAAGAAGACCACGCCGGUAAGGACAGCCACCCAGACCAAGACGAUACCAUCACCAGCUACGUCAUCACCAGCCACGCGAUCGCCGGCUACGCGAUUCCCCGCUUCGCGAGCACCAACUGCGCAAGCUUCAGCUAAGCCAAAGGCGACACCAAGUACAACUCCAGGUGUCGCUCCCGUUGCCAAAUCCUUAGCUCCCGCCGGAAUGAGUCUCAGUAGUACCAGCAAUCCGAAUGUGUUUAUCAUCAAUCAGGCCUCGCAGCCGGAGGAGAGCAUCCUGCCCGACACGAACAAUACCGUGGCGCCCAUGGAGGCGGAGAUCAAGGGCGAACUGGACGAUUCUUCGGAAAUUAUUAUCUAGUGGGGUGAAGACUAUAAUCUAGAUGGAAAGUAUUCUAAGUUACUUUAACACAGUUAAUUAAGCAGAGUUAAUUAUUUCGUUGAACGCAAGAACAGAAUUAUAUAAUUCUAUUAUGAAGAAUUUGUUAAACCUUUCGCACCAUCCGGUAAUUUUUCAAAAAAUAAAUGGAUCAAUAUUGUAACCACUUUUCGUUUUUGUAGUGUAUAGGUGCAUAUUUAUAUGUAUAUUAUAACUUAACAAAUUAAUAUAGUAACCACUUAAAUGCUUGGUUAUGAAAAAACUAUA